AUGGGGUCAAUUUUACAAGAUGACACAGUUUCGCAAUCUGAAGACAGUGACAAUUUUUCAUCCAUAGAUGUGUCAGAUUUCGAUGAAAAUACUUUUUUGACCUGUCAGGAUGCAUCGAAGUCGAAAAGGAUUAUACCUGUUGUGAUGCAUCCUUGUAAUAAUAUCCCUCGUAUUCUCAAAGACUUAACAACCGUCGAUUUAACAGGAACAGACAGUCUUCUACUAGAAUGGCAAUGGAAAAAACUGACUUCAUCUAUAAAAGAUCCGAUAACUAUCAGAGACAGCUUUGAUAGUUUGCCUUAUGAAACACGAGUUUAA
Messenger RNA from Lottia gigantea (owl limpet), 318 nucleotides. RefSeq lists its product as hypothetical. NCBI's taxonomy places the organism in Eukaryota, Metazoa, Mollusca, Gastropoda, Lottiidae. The record is from RefSeq and is a predicted model, not a curated record. The coding region runs from base 1 to 318 and encodes 105 amino acids. The transcript is spliced from 3 exons.